AUGGCUGAUAAAGGUGGGAAGAUCCUUCCGGGACAAUUGUACAUUGAAGUGGAGUACGACUAUGAGUAUGAGGCCAAGGACAAGAAAAUUGUGAUUAAGCAAGGGGAGAAAUACAUAUUAGUGAAAAAGACUAAUGAUGAUUGGUGGCAAGUCAAGAGAGACGAAAAUUCCAAGCCCUUUUAUGUGCCAGCACAGUACGUGAAGGAAAUACCACGAAAAGCCCUGAUGCCACCUGUGAAGCAGGCAAGCGUGCUGCCAAAUAAUGCUUUGAAGUUGACACAUGGAUUACAGAGAUCAACAGAAAAUGUGAAUAAGUCACCAGAGCUCUCUAGUUUUGGAAAAUCUUCUCCAGUUCAAGUGUCUUGCUUAGUUCGAGAUGCCAAUCAAAAUCUGGGACUGAACAAUAGCCCUGGUCAAACUCUUGCUUUGAACCUGGACCUUACCCAAAACAAUGGAAAACUGAAUAAUGAAUUGCAAUCUCCCAAGGUUUCCAGCCAGUACAGAACCAUCUCAAUGGGUCAUUUCCCAUGUCCAGAGUUCUUGGAAAUAGAGAAGACCAGCUUUUUGCAUGAACAUUCUUGUGAUUCAGCAGGGGAAGGCUCAGAAAAAAUUCACCAAGAUUCGGAAUCUGGAGAUGAACUCAGUAGUAGCUCCACAGAACAAGUUCAGCCAACUACUCCACCAAGCCAAGGGAGGCCUGAUUCACCAGUUUAUGCUAAUUUACAAGAACUGAAAAUAUCUCAGUCCGCACUUCCACCACUGCCUACAAGUGCUCCAGUCCAAAUAAAUGGGGAAUGGGAAACCCAUAAAGAUACGACAGGACGCUGUUAUUACUACAACAGAGGAUCACAGGAACGAACCUGGAAACCUCCGCGGUGGGCCCGAGAUGCAAGCAUUAAUAAAGGGGAUUCCCAGAGCCAUGCAGAUCAUGAGCAUCUUUCAUCAGAAGAAAACGACCACAGUUCUUGUUACAGCCAGUCAGAUAGUCAGUAUGGUUCUCCUCCAAAGGGUUGGUCAGAAGAGUUGGAUGAACAUGGUCAAACCUUAUAUACCAAUGACUAUACUAAUGAAAAGUGGAUAAAACAUGCAGAUGAACAAGGUAGACCAUACUACUACAGUGCUGAUGGUUCCCGAUCAGAAUGGGAGUUACCUAAGUAUAAUGCUUCACCACAGCAGCAGAGAGAUAUAAUAAAGAGUAGGAGUCUGGACAGGAGGCUACAAGAACCAAUAGUUUUAACAAAAUGGAGGCACAGCACAAUUGUGUUGGACACCAACGAUAAGGAAUCAUCAACUGCUUCUAAGGCCAGUUGUCCUGAAAAUGAGUCCUCUCCUUCUUCACCAAAGCAUCAAGCCACAGUCAGUAUGCAAAGUGGUCAAGAGAAGUAUGGGUUAUUGAAUGUGACAAAAAUUACAGAAAAUGGGAAGAAAGUUCGAAAGAAUUGGAUGUCAUCAUGGGCAGUUUUACAAGGUUCAUCGCUACUGUUCACUAAAACUCAAGGAAGUGGAACUGGCUGGUUUGGUGUCAAUCAGUCCAAGCCAGAAUUUACAGUGGAUCUCAAAGGGGCAUUGAUUGACUGGGCCUCAAAGGACAAAUCCAGCAAAAAGAAUGUUAUUGAGCUAAAAACCCGCCAAGGAACUGAGCUCUUAAUUCAGUCUGAUAAUGACGGCUUUAUUAAUGAAUGGUAUAAAGUUCUUAACUAUACCAUCAACAAUCAGGUCGUAGAGUCCGAUGAAGCAUUAGAAGAUGACAUACCAGAUUCACCUGGGGUGGAAAAACAAGACAGAGAAAAAGAGAAAGAGAAUAAAGAAACUAAGAAACUUCGUUCAGUGAAAGCACCUAGCAAUAUCGAUUCCACAGAUCAGAAGAAGACCAAAACGAAGCUCAAGAAGUUUCUUACACGGCGCCCUACAUUACAAGCUGUCCGUGAAAAAGGCUACAUUAAGGAUCAAGUGUUUGGUUCCAAUCUCACCAGCUUGUGUCAAAGAGAAAACAGCACGGUGCCAAAGUUCGUGAAGCUGUGCAUUGAGCAUGUUGAGGAACAUGGAUUAGAUAUUGACGGCUUAUACCGAGUUAGUGGCAAUCUUGCGGUGAUACAGAAGCUGAGAUUCGCGGUCAAUCAUGAUGAGAAGCUAGACUUGAAUGACAGUAAAUGGGAAGAUAUACACGUCAUCACAGGAGCUCUGAAGAUGUUUUUCAGAGAAUUGCCGGAGCCGCUGUUCACGUAUAAUCACUUCAAUGACUUUGUCAAUGCAAUUAAACAAGAACCAAGGCAGCGUGUCCAUGCUGUUAAAGAUUUAAUCAAACAGUUGCCAAAACCGAAUCAGGACACUAUGCAGGUGCUCUUCAGGCACCUGAAGAGAGUUGUAGAAAAUGGAGAAAAGAACCGAAUGACCUAUCAAAGUGUAGCAAUAGUUUUUGGUCCAACCUUAUUAAAACCAGAGAAAGAGACUGGUAACAUAGCGGUCCACACAGUAUACCAGAAUCAGAUUGUAGAAUUAAUUCUACUGGAAUUGAAUUCCAUCUUUGGACGCUGACGUUUUUCUUGGAGUAGAAACUGGAAGUGAUGGGUUGGCAGAAGUACUCCGUCAGAAGGAAAAUCUCUCGCUGUACAUGGUGUAUUAUGUUUGUGGACCAAGCAGCAACUUGUUUUUUGCACUUUUGGGGAGGGGAGGAACAGGAGAAAUGUUUGACCACUUUAAUGCAAAUUAAAGACAACACUUUGGAUUUCUCUGAAAAGUUCAAUGUAAAGCGAAUUGAAAAGUUUAUAGUUUGCUGUUUUUAAAGUAGCAUUGGAAAAAUGUAAUAUAGGUUCAUA
This is a messenger RNA of Eurypyga helias (sunbittern), 2816 nucleotides long. It is a transcript of the gene ARHGAP12, whose product is annotated as Rho GTPase activating protein 12. The coding region runs from base 1 to 2535 and encodes 844 amino acids. The transcript has 17 exons. Gene Ontology annotation, molecular function: protein binding. Gene Ontology annotation, cellular component: cytoplasm. Lineage: Eukaryota; Metazoa; Chordata; Aves; Eurypygiformes; Eurypygidae. Gene Ontology annotation, biological process: signal transduction; regulation of GTPase activity. The record is from RefSeq and is a predicted model, not a curated record.